ACGUGUGCGAACGUACGCGUGACGUCACAGGAGGCCGAAUAGCGAGGCGUAGGGAGCCGGGACUAGGCAGCAGUGGGGAGCCGGGACUAGGGAGCAGCAGGGAGCCGGAGUGCAUGUGGAACGAGUAAUGAAGCUGCUGCCGGCGGACGUAGACAGUUUUGGAAGCAGCACCAAGCUGCAGGGCAUGGACUUCUGGAAAAACACCCUGCGGGGUGCUCGCUUUGUCCUGGCCCCUAUGGUGGAUCAGAGUGAGCUAGCAUGGAGGCUGCUGAGUCGGCGACAUGGAGUCCAGCUGUGCUAUACCCCCAUGCUGCAUGCUCAGGUGUUUGUCCGGGAUGCCAACUACCGCAAGGAAAACCUCUACUGCGAGGUGUGCUCAGAGGAUCGGCCUCUUAUCGUACAGUUUUGUGCAAAUGACCCAGAAGUGUUUGUUCAGGCGGCUUUAUUGGCUCAGGAUUAUUGUGAUGCCAUCGACUUGAAUCUGGGCUGCCCUCAAAUGAUUGCCAAGAGAGGUCAUUAUGGGGCUUUUCUACAGGACGAAUGGGAUCUUCUGGAAAAGAUGGUUCAACUUGCCCACCAGAAACUUUCAGUUCCAGUCACCUGCAAAAUCCGGGUUUUCCCGGAAAUUGAAAAAACUGUGGAAUAUGCCAAAAUGUUGGAGAAGGCUGGCUGUCAGCUGCUCACUGUUCAUGGCCGCACAAAAGAGCAAAAAGGUCCUCUAACCGGUAUUGCUUCCUGGGAACACAUCAAGGCUGUAAGGAAUGCUGUGAACAUCCCUGUUUUUGCAAAUGGAAACAUCCAGUACCUUAAUGAUGCGGAAAGGUGUAUGCGGGAAACAGCAGUGCAGGGUGUAAUGAGCGCAGAGGGAAACCUUCACAAUCCAGCCUUGUUUGAAGGGAGGAAUCCUGUAGUUUGGGAAAUGGCAGAGGAAUAUUUAGAUUUAGUACGCCAGUUUCCCUGUUCCUUAUCGUUUGUGCGAGCUCAUCUGUUCAAGCUCUGGCAUCACACAUUGCAGGUUCAUCAGGAGCUUCGUGAAGAAUUGGCAAAGGUUAAAACACUUGAAGGUGUCAUGGCAGUCAACCGGGAAUUGAAGCAAAGGUGCCAGGAAGAAGCACAUAAUCAUAAUGUUGGAGAGGUAGCGACUGGGGAUUUGCCAUUGCCACACUGGAUCUGCCAGCCUUAUGUUCGCCCACUACCAAAGGAUCCUGGUAAAGAGGAGAGUGGAGUUCGAGGGAAGCGUGCACUCGAGGAGGAGGAAGACACAAACACAGAACUUCUGUCAAAAAACAAGCAGAAGAAGAAGCUGCGCAAUCCAAACAAAUGCUUUGACCCAUCCAUAAAACCUAAAUAUGCAAAAUGUGAACAGUGUGGAAACCCAAAGGGCAACAAGUGUGUUUUCCAUCUGUGUCGCAGCUGCUGCAAGAAGAAAGCAUUCAGGGAGUUAGCAGACUGUGCAGGUCACGGACUGUUUUUUAAAACCAAAUAUGAGAAAUCCCUUCAGUGUAAGAGUGUCCAGAAUGUGGAAGUUUCUGGAACAGAUAUAACAGAGCCGAAAAUCCUUCAGCCGCCCCCAGAGAUCAAAGCUUAAAUGCCAUGGACCAAUGAAUGCCGUUGGCUGCUGACAGUGGGAUUCUCUCCUGCUGCCUACUCAGGGAGAAGUUCUGGGUUUACCAAAUGUGUCCUGAAUUUGGGGGCCACAGAGAUGCAGGGCAUGGUACAUUACUUUUGCACUUGAGACUUUUAAUAUUUUUAAGCUUUAAAGAAUCUUUUGACUAGAGGGAAAUUGUUUUUCCUUUUUUUAAAUCUGCUGGAACACGAGGAGUGGUGUUGCUCUUUUCAUAUGAAUGGUAUCUAGUAUGCGGCCUUUUAUGUGUUGUUUACAUACAAUUCAAGUGACCCUCUGUCAGUUAUAGUAGAGGACGAUGGGUGCUAAUGAGCAAAAGAACUAUAGCACCCUGAUGAUCAUAAGGCAAGCGAAUGGUGCUGUAUUAGCUCCAAAAUAUCCGGCAUGUUUCAGGCCUAGCUGGUUAGCAUUCUACAAUUUGGCCUUUGGUGAUUUCAUUUUGGGUCCUGUAUUCUGGAGGCACCAUUACUCCAACUGGUGCUACACUGGUAAAAUCACUCCAUCCAAGGACUAUUUAAUAGAGAAUGAAGAUGACUGCACAGAUGAAAGGACAUAUUGAGCAUUAGUUGUUCUGCUUUUAAUAACUAGCCAGCAUUCUCAGCUAACUGGAUGAAGGGACUAGUGUUUUAAUUGAAUAUUGGUUGUAUGUUUUAAUUGGCUAAUGUAUCUUUACAAAUAAAGUUUUUUGCUACUUUUCCUGGAUUGGCACAGGGAAAAUUGUGGCUGCUUUUAUUUUAGGUUUUAUUUGACAUUGUUUUAGGCAAGUUCCAUCUGGAAUCCUAUACUCCUGCCCUGUGUUGGGCUGACCAACAUAGGCAGCAAAAAUACACAGGCGUUAUUCAGCCCUGUGUACUUAUGGGGGUGCUGUUAUACCUACAUGUACAGUAUAUAUUAGUAGGUACAGAAUUGCCCUUCCUAUAUAUGUUAACACACAAGGGUUUGGAAGUAUACUCAUUUAUUAUUAGGGCAUUUCCUCAGAGAAUUAUUGUCCAACCCGAUUAAAUAAUGGGGUGGCCCAUGGCCUAGCAGUGCACCCAUAGAAAGUAACUGUAUGCUACUUAACAGCCAUGACAUUUAUUUAAACAUGCCUAUUAAGCUUUACAGUCUGAUUCAAAAUCUGAUUCUUACAUUUUAUUUCCAUACACACAAAUGCAUUGGGAACACUGCACAUUCUAUUCCAAAUCCAAACAUGAAGAAAAUUUUAUCAAAUUUGUGUUAUUCCAUUACAGAAAGUGAAGAAAAGGGAAUAUUAGGCUGAUCAAAAAAAAUUGUGUCUGCAUUUUUCGUUUGCUUUUCUUUGAAUCACUGAACUAAAUAGUUGUACAACUGUUUCUGAGAACUGCUGCACAUCUGUGUUGCAAAGAGUUGGCCAACUUCUGGCACCUAUGAGCAGGUAUUCCAGCCCAGGAUGAUUGGACUACAUUCCACAGUUCUUCUGUAUUUCUUGGUUUUGCCUCAGAAACACAUUUUUUAUGUCGCCCCACAUUUUGUAUUGGAUUACAGUCUGGGUAUUGGGCUGGCCACUCCAUAACAUCAAUCUUGUUGGUCUGGAACCAAGGUGUUGCUCCUUUACUGGUGUGUUUGGGGUCAUUAUUGUUGAAACACCCAUUUCAAGUGCAUUACUUAUGUAAUCUUCUUGGAGCUGAUCAUUGGCUGAGUCUCUGCCAUUUUGGCUAUUCUUCUAUCCAUUUGAACGGUAGUUUUACAUUGAAUGCUGUUCUUCUGAACAAUGUCUGGAACAACCCAUU
Molecule: messenger RNA, 3372 nt
Organism: Xenopus tropicalis (tropical clawed frog)
Lineage: Eukaryota; Metazoa; Chordata; Amphibia; Anura; Pipidae
Gene: dus1l
Product: dihydrouridine synthase 1-like
Exons: 14
Coding region: 128-1588 (486 amino acids)
Biological process (GO): tRNA processing; tRNA dihydrouridine synthesis
Cellular component (GO): cytoplasm; nucleus
Molecular function (GO): flavin adenine dinucleotide binding; tRNA dihydrouridine synthase activity
Source: RefSeq, a predicted model, not a curated record